Molecule: messenger RNA, 1257 nt
Organism: Closterium sp. Yama58-4
Lineage: Eukaryota; Viridiplantae; Streptophyta; Zygnematophyceae; Desmidiales; Closteriaceae
Source: the annotation of a GenBank genome assembly
AUGUCCUAUACUUUCAAUUUUCCUUGUAACUUCUCUCGCGCUGGCACCUACGCGCUGGCGCUUAGCGUGCUGGCGCCUAGCGCGCUGGCGCCAAACGCGCGGGCGCCAAGCGCGCUGGCGCUUAGCGCGCUGGCGCCUAGCGCACUGGCGCCUAGCGCGUUGGCUCCUAGCGCGCUGGCACCUAGCGCGCUGGCGCUUAGCGCGCUGGCGCCUUACGCGCUGGCGCUUAGCGCGCUGGCGCCUAGCGCACUCGCGCCUAGCGCGCUGACGCCUAGCGCGCUGGCGCCUAACGCGCUGGCGCUUAGAGCGCUGGCGCCUAGCGCGCUGGCGCCUAGCGCGCUGGCGCCUAGCGCGCUGGCGCCUAGCGCGCUGGCGCCUAGCGCGCUGGCGCCUAGCGCGCUGGCGCCUAGCGCGCUGGCGCCUAGCGCGCUGGCGCCAAACGCGCAGGCGCCUAACCCGCAGGCGCUUAGAGCGCUGGCGCCAAUCCCGCUGGCUGGCGCCUAUCGCGCUGGCUGGCGCCUAUGGCGUUGGCACUUAACGCGCUGGCGUAUAACGCGCUGGCGCCUAUCGCGCUGGCUGGCGCCUAUCGCUCUGGCUGGCGCCUAUCGUGCAGGCGCCGCGCCUAACGCGUUGGCGCCUAUCGCGCUGGCGCCUAUCGCGCUGGCGCCUAACGCGCUGGCGCCUAACACGCAGGCGCCUAUCGCGCAUUCGCCUAACCCACAGGCGCCUAGAGCGCUGGCACGUAACCGCCUAUGGCGCUGGCACCUAUCCCGCUGGCUGGCGCCUAUCGCGCUGGUGCCUACCGCGCUGGCGCCUGUCGCGCUGGCGCCUUGUGCGCUGGCGCCAAGCGCGCUGGCACCUAAGGCGCUGGCGCUUGCUGCGCUGGUGCUUGCUGCGCUGGCGCCUAACACGCUGGCGCCUAACGCGCUGGCGCCUAGAGCGCUGGCGCCUAAGGCGCUGGCGCUUGCUGCGCUGGCGCCAUGUGCGCUGGCGUCUAGCGCGCUGACGCCUAACGUCCUGGCGCCUAACGCGUUGGCGCCUAUCGCGCUGGCGCAAUAUGCGCUGGCGCCUUGUGCGCUGACGCCAAGUGCGCUGGCGCCAAAGGCGUUGGCGCUUGCUGCGCUGGUGCCUAGCGCGCUGGCGCCUAACGUGCUGGCGCCGCCAAGCGCUCUGGCGCCUAAGGCGCUGACGCCUAUCGCGCUGGCGCUUGCUGCGCUGGCGCCUAUCGCGCUGGCGCCUUGCGCGCUAGCGCCUUAA